Molecule: messenger RNA, 1678 nt
Organism: Daphnia magna
Lineage: Eukaryota; Metazoa; Arthropoda; Branchiopoda; Diplostraca; Daphniidae
Product: methyl farnesoate epoxidase
Exons: 9
Coding region: 110-1615 (501 amino acids)
Biological process (GO): xenobiotic metabolic process
Cellular component (GO): cytoplasm; intracellular membrane-bounded organelle
Molecular function (GO): oxidoreductase activity, acting on paired donors, with incorporation or reduction of molecular oxygen, reduced flavin or flavoprotein as one donor, and incorporation of one atom of oxygen; heme binding; iron ion binding
Source: RefSeq, a predicted model, not a curated record
AUUGGGAAAGAAAAAGAACUAGAAGGUCGCAGUUACAAGAAGACGUUUCUUUAAGAAGGAAGUGAGUUUUUUCUUGGUGCUUCCUCAACCGGUAAAAAGCUAUCUUCAAAUGGCUAUUUUGCUAAUCGUCUUUUGUACACUGAUUUAUGUGCUGAUUAAUGUGGUGAUGUAUAAACUUUGGGUGAGGCCUCCCAAUUUCCCUCCAGGCCCUAGAGGAGUGCCUCUUUUAGGGUAUGCCCCUCUGUUGGCAAAAAAAGGACCCCUCUUUAAACUCAUUUUAAAUCUGACGAAAAAAUAUGGCCCAGUCACCGGUUUUUACGUGGGGCCAACUCAGCCUUUUAUUUGCGUCGCUGGACCGAAAGCUGUCAAGGAAGCACUGCACAAUGAUGAUCUCGACGGUAGACCUUGUGGUGCAAUCUUAAUGAGCAGAACUUUUGGAAAGAGGCUAGGUUUACUGUUUGUUGAUGGCGAUUCGUGGCAGGAACAGAGGAGAUUUGUGCUCCGUCAUUUGCGUGAAUUCUGCAUGGGAAAGACAUUGAUCGAAAAGCAGAUGAUGAAUGAAAUCAACGAUUUGAUAGCGGACAUCACUGCAACCUCAAAUGCUAAUCCUGACCAUAUUGUUGAUUUCAAAGGCAUGUUUGUAGUAUCGGUCAUUAAUAUUCUGUGGACAUUCCUUGGAGGAAAAAGAUUCCGUCGUGACGAUGAAAUGUUUAAAAAACUGUCGAUCAACGUGGAACAAUUCCUCCACGGCGGAAACGCCCUGAAAAUCAGUUUUCCUAUUCCUGCUUUUAUACUUCGUUCAUUUCCGUCUCUACCAAGGCUACUUGGUAUCAGUACGCAAUUAUUCGUUCCUCUGCAGAAAUUCAUCAAGGAAACCAUACAACAACAUCUUUACACAAGAUUCAAAGGAGAUCCCGCUCGCGAUUUCAUUGAUGUCUAUUUAGACCAAAUAAGGGCCGAGUUAGAAAAGAAUUCUUCCACGACUUUCAGCAAGAAGCAGCUCAUCGCUAUAAUCCAGGAUCUGUUUGGGGCAGGAUCCGACACCUCUUCAAGUUCCAUUGGAUUCGGGAUUCUUUACUUGAUUCACUACCCAGAAAUUCAGCAGAAAUUGUGGGAGGAAAUCAACCAAAUUUGCGGGGAUUCCCUUCCGUCAUUGUCUCACCGGUCAAGGUUGCCGUACACAGAAGCUGUUUUGAUGGAGGUCAUAAGACUAUCUAGCGUCGCUCCGUUAGCUGUCCCUCAUUGCGCCUUGAGGGAAACGCACCUUCAAGGUUUCACAAUUCCCCAGGGAAGCAUCAUUGCUAUCAGUCUCAACUCGUUGAUGAAAGAUAUCAGCAUUUGGGGAGAUCCAGAAAACUUCCGCCCUGAACGUCAUUUAGAUCAAGAAGGGAACCUGAUUCAAAACGAGUCGUAUACACCUUUCGGUACAGGAAAGCGAAUGUGUUUGGGCGAGGCGUUGGCACGGAAUACAGUCUUUCUAUUCAUGGCGUGUCUUGUGAAAAAAUUCGAAUUCAAACCUGUUCCAGGCGAACCGCUGCCUACGUUGGAACCAAUCAUCGGAAUUGUUCUCGGUCCCAAACCAUUUAGAGCUGUUGCUAUUCCGCGUGAUCACUAAUUGCCCGGUGUAUUUGUAAUAACGAUUACUUUCAUGACGUCUAUAAAUGCAAACUAAAAUCAA